Molecule: messenger RNA, 2800 nt
Organism: Hyposmocoma kahamanoa
Lineage: Eukaryota; Metazoa; Arthropoda; Insecta; Lepidoptera; Cosmopterigidae
Exons: 3
Coding region: 21-2210 (729 amino acids)
Source: RefSeq, a predicted model, not a curated record
UGCAACUGCAAAACAUCUUCAUGGAAUGGUUGGCAUUACCACAACUUCCUGUUGAUGCUGUGAUAUGCCACGCUUGCUAUAUAAUAGCAAAUGAAAGUGCCAAUGAUACUGACCCAAGGAGGAGGCUUGGCCAUACUAACGUAUGUGUUGGAUGUGGUUGUUCUGUUUUGAAUAUAAGAAAUCAUAACCUUGAAGAAAAUAGCCCAUUGCUGAAUGUUUUUGAAUGGAAUAUCAAUCUGCCGGGCCAUAGAAAUCAGGUGUGUCAUACAUGUUGGGUGCGAGGAAAUCGAAGAGUUGUACAAGAUGUACAAAGGAUUUCAGUUGAAAUUCCGCUUCCACCUGAGCAACCCCGAAGCCCUGUGGAGAAUGAACCAUUGGAAUCGUCUAUAUAUCCUGUGGUUGACCAGAGAGUAUUAGCAUUGAGAUCUAUUGUUUUACCAAACUAUAAACGUUCGGCGAAUACUUCUAGCCGUUGUGUUUACAACAUGUGUCGCAAUGCAGCAGGACAUUUAGUGCCCACAUUUAUAAAGGUUAUGUUGGUAAGGGAAUAUAACUUUUAUGUUCCACGAUCUACUAGAGUCUGUGAGUUGCAUUUGUUUAGUAACACUUGGCAAUCAUUACCUGAAUUAACAAAUACAUUUUCUGAUUUUAAUGCAACUCAAAUAGAAGACAUAAUUGAACUAGCUAAAAAAGAAGUAUGCUUUGAUUUUGAAAAUGUACAAGAUAUGCCUAACCAUAUUUGUCACUACUGGACUGGUUUGAAUGUUACUGAAUUUUUGACAUUAUAUAAUGAAUUAUCAUUAGAUAAUUAUGUAACAUCACCAAAAUUGUCUCUAGCUAUAUACUUAAUAAAACUUCGAACUGGUGAUAGUAAUAAAAGAUUGUCCUCACUUUUCCAAAUGUCUCGAACUACUUUAGAAAGGCAAAUGAAAAAAGUGAGAGAAUAUCUUGUGGAACAUUUUGUACCUCGUCACAUAGGCCUGCAGCACAUAACAGCUCACGACAUUUCUAACAGAAAUCUGUCUAUACCGAAUGCCUUAUUUGGGAACCCUAACAGUAAUGUAGAGGACAGACCUGCAAUAGUCAUAUGUGACGGUACAUAUAUAUAUAUAGAAAAAAGUUCCAAUUAUUUGUACCAAAAAAAGACUUACAGUCUUCAUAAAUAUAGCAACUUAGUGAAACCAUUUCUUAUGGUGAGCUGCGAUGGCCAUAUCAUAGAUGUAUUAGGUCCAUAUGCUGCCACUCAAACAGAUGCUGAUAUAAUGAAAGAUUUAUUUAGAGAACCAAAUAGACCUAUGAGAACAUUUUUUAGAGAAAAUGAUGUUUUUAUUUUAGAUCGUGGAUUUAGGGAUGCAAUUGCACUUUUAGAGAGUUGCAAUUAUAAAGUCUUUAAACCGGAGAAUUUAGAUGAAGGUGAGACACAGCUGACUACAUUACAAGCCAACAAAAGCCGCUGUGUAACUUUAUGUCGGUGGGUAGUUGAAGUAGUAAAUGGUAGAUUCAAGCGAGACUUCAAGUUAUUUAGGCAGGAUUUCUUUAAUACUGCCCACCAACAUCUAAUGGACGAUUUUAAGGUUGCAGCUGCCCUUAUCAAUCGUUUUCAUCCCCUUAUUAUAGAUCGCUCCGAUGCCCAAAUGAUUAUUAGUCGGGCAUUGGAGCAAUUACAAGUACCUAACCACCUAGCUCGGUUUGUAGCAGAGUUUAAUCUUAAUCGUAGGCGUGUAAUGUUCUCCAGAAUUGAUGGCAAUCUUCCUCAACUUGAAUCUUUUCCUAGGUUCACGUAUGACCAAUUAGUUUUGUUCUCUCUGGGGCCAUACCAGGUAAAGCAAGCUCGGUCUUAUUAUGGUGAGCAUAUUCGUGAGAAUGGCAUCUAUGAAAUAGAAGUAUGUCCACAAUUGGAGCACUCCGAAGAAAUGGUUACACAUGUUGGAGGAAAUCAACCCUGUUUGUUAAGGGGCAGAGUUAAAUCUCGACAUGUAAGUCAGAGACAAUAUUUCACAUAUAUAUUGUUCGAAACAGAAACGAGCAGUCAGUCUCCUUUUGAGUUGAUAUUAGGAUAUUCCUGUAGUUGCUUAGUAGGAAACCGAACAGUUGGCUGUUGCUGUCAUGUCAUGACAAUGAUUUGGUUUUUGGGAUGGGCAAGAUAUGAAGAAAACAUAACGGCACCAGCCACAUAUUUAGAUAACAUUUUAAUAGAUAUCGAAGAUUAAUUGUAUAGAAAGAUAAUAAAAUAAUGUGGUAUAUUUGUGACAGAUUUUUUUAUUUUCUUUACCCUGCUUCCGAUCGUCUAUUUAUGACAUUAGUAAAUAGACUUCUACCAUAAGUGGCCUACUCCACUCCUGGGAGGUGACCUUGGUUCUCCAAAAUGACCAUCGCGUUCGUAAACUUAAUCGUAAAGACCUACUUUUCGUAAAGUCUGAUAAUAUGUACCUACAAUUGGUGAGAGUACGAUAUGAACGGAAUGGUUCAUUGGUCGGUUAAUGAGUAGGUACGAAUACGAAGGUCGUUUUAGAGAUCGGUCACCCUCUACUAAUCCACUAAAGCCCUACAUAGAUUACGCUAAUUGUUAUUGAAAUCGAAAUUAGCUUGUGAACAACUUAUGUAUGUACAAAUGUGUGACAAAUUAUUAGACGUUUAUAGGUUAGGAAAAGUAGAUUUUAAAAAUUAAAUAUAAAAAAAUCCGCUGCUUUAAAUGAAAAACGAAGAAUUAAUUCAAAAUCUAGGUGUUAUGUGCUUUAAAAUGCACCACGUAUAACUUAUGUACACGACAGUUUAUGUUAGGGCAUGCCUCCAUACUGAA